Panicum virgatum (switchgrass) is the source of this 840-nucleotide messenger RNA. RefSeq lists its product as uncharacterized. The coding region runs from base 353 to 640 and encodes 95 amino acids. The record is from RefSeq and is a predicted model, not a curated record. The transcript has a single exon. NCBI's taxonomy places the organism in Eukaryota, Viridiplantae, Streptophyta, Magnoliopsida, Poales, Poaceae.
AUCAGAAAACGUGAACAGUUAGGAGCAUGGACCUCUUCUCUUCUUCCUCGCAGAGCAAACUAAUACUAGUAUAUCCCAGCUUCACAAAACGAAGAUACCUACGAAACCCACAACACUUCACCGCUUGCGUGUGCGCCCAAUGAAAAACAACUUGCAAGCUACAGCUGCGAGAGCACAUGCCGCAAACCCACAAGCCAAGUGGCUCUAUAUAUAGCGAGCAAGUAGGAGAGGACUACCGCCACUGCACCACCGUGACAUCUCUGCAUCUCAAGGUCCUACGCCCAUCCACACGCCUGUCCAUCCCCUUGCCAACAACCUCUGCUCUCCUCUCGCUGCCGACCGACCGUUAGCCAUGGACGCCGCCUUUCUCUCGCUCUCGCCGGAGCUCCGCGACGCGCUUGUCAAGGUCGCCGUGUUCGUGCUCGUCCAGGGGCUGGUCUACCUCAUCCUCCGCAGCUCGUCCAACGUCUUCUCCGAGGACGGCGGGCUCAGGUCCCUCAGCUUCCAGUCGAUGCGGUCCAUGAGCAUCAGGCGCGUGCUGGCGCCGCUCUCCGACGUCCCCGUCGGCACCGACGAGCUCUCGACGUCGCCGUCGUUGUUGUCCGCGGCGUCGCGCCGCUGGCUUAGCCGUGAGGAUUGAGAUGCCCCCGGAGCGGGUGGUGCAUCUCGAAGGCAAACUAGGUAGUUUGGUCGUUCUGAAUUGUAAUUGGUUGGUUAUACAGUUGAUUGAUGAUGGAAAUCGUAUUUGUCUAUUGAGUAAAAUGCACCGGCGGCCUCUGAACUUGGCAGGGGGUGUUAUUCCGGUCCCCAAACUUCCAAAAUACACAUCUGAGUCCCUAA